This is a messenger RNA of Alternaria rosae, 825 nucleotides long. RefSeq lists its product as uncharacterized. The record is from RefSeq and is a predicted model, not a curated record. The transcript is spliced from 2 exons. The coding region runs from base 1 to 825 and encodes 274 amino acids. Lineage: Eukaryota; Fungi; Ascomycota; Dothideomycetes; Pleosporales; Pleosporaceae.
AUGCGCUACCCGAAAGGCCUUGAAUGGUGGCCUGUUGAGAUCUUGUGUACCUUAAGCGACCUCGCCGACGAAACGCUAGGUAUCGACAAUUGGAACAAUGUCUACGAUCUACUCGUAGAGGGCAACAAGAAGAGGAUGAAGUACGAGAAUAACACCUUGUUAGCAGAGAUACAGCUGAGCGACAUAUCAUAUGUGCGAGAGCGCGUUCGGGCGGAAGAAGAGGAGGGAAGAAGAGGAGGGAAGAAGAGGAGGGAAGAAGAGGAGGGAAGAAGAGGAGGGAAGAAGAGGAGGGAAGAAGAGGAGGGAAGAAGAGGAGGGAAAGCAGAAGAUGGUCGAUACCAUGGCGGAAAACGACGUUGUGCGUUGUUUGAUCCGCCUGAUGAUACAGACGAUGCGAAUGCCACCACCAAGCCUGACGAGAGUGCGGGAGCGACCGUCACUACGAACGCGAGCGAUGGACCCACUAAUCAGCAAGCCGAUGACUCAGAAGAAUCUAUUCCAGCUGCUAUACUUCCCACAAAUAGUCAAGAAGCCAAGAUUAAGAAAUGGAACUUCUGGAUCAAUCAUCACUGGCAAGUACAGGACUACAGAGAUCUCAUCCUCAAGGAAAUGCUACAAAGAAGUAACGACAAGGAACCAAUCCGUAAUCGGGAGUUGAAAAGCUACGGAACCAAACAAAACGGUGAGGUCCUGGAAUUGCUAAACGAAAGAGCCAAGAUUACUGGAAUACAGCGGAAAAAUUCAGCAUGGGCGAAGAUCGUGGAGAACUGGGGCGAUAGAGCACCAAGGUCAGGAAGAAACUCAGAAGGAGAGUUCUCUGGCUGA